Molecule: messenger RNA, 306 nt
Organism: Solanum pennellii
Lineage: Eukaryota; Viridiplantae; Streptophyta; Magnoliopsida; Solanales; Solanaceae
Exons: 1
Coding region: 1-306 (101 amino acids)
Source: RefSeq, a predicted model, not a curated record
AUGGCUCCCUACGAAAUAUUGCAACGCGUUGGCAAGGUUGCAUAUGAGUUGAAAGUCCCUAGUGAACUAUCUUCGAUUCAUCAGGUUUUUCAUUUUUCCAUGCUUAACAUGUGUGUUGGUUACACCAAGACCAUUCAACCUAUUGAGGAUCUUGGUAUUGAUGAGAACCUAACCUAUAAAGUAGUUCCAUUUGAAAUCUCUGAUUGUCAAUUGAAGAGGUUGAGGAACAAAGAUUUGGCCUUCCGUGAAUGUGUUAUGGAGAAACCACAGUUGAGGGAGCAGCAUGGGAGGCCUAGGCUGACAUGA